Cryptococcus amylolentus CBS 6039 is the source of this 1295-nucleotide messenger RNA. RefSeq lists its product as hypothetical. The record is from RefSeq and is a predicted model, not a curated record. Lineage: Eukaryota; Fungi; Basidiomycota; Tremellomycetes; Tremellales; Cryptococcaceae. The coding region runs from base 544 to 1023 and encodes 159 amino acids. Gene Ontology annotation, cellular component: spliceosomal complex. The transcript is spliced from 7 exons. Gene Ontology annotation, biological process: positive regulation of mRNA splicing, via spliceosome. Gene Ontology annotation, molecular function: RNA binding.
AUGCAAUCCAUUUCUCUUCCUCAUCUCUUCUUAAUCCUCAACAGCAACAAUGUCCGGAUCCAAAGUUUACGUCGGUGCGUACACCCACAACACCCCUCCCCCGCAAUCACUCGUCUAGUGCAUCGUUCGAGGAUAUUCCAUACCUUCUCUGCCUCCCGAUCGUGGUACAGCGGAGGAGAAGUAGCAUACUCGCCGCGCCCUUGUCCCUCGAACGAUGCAUAUCCUCGUCUCAACAUCAUGAUAGUUCCGACCGGUUUCCUGACUCGGGCUCCUAGGCAACCUCUCUUGGAACACCACCGAUGAUAUCCUCCACCAGGUUCGCUUCCGUCUCUCGUCGUGUCUUGUUCUGUGCUCAUGUAGUCAUCUCGUCUCACUCUAUGCCUGGCUCGCUGCAUGUCCGUCGUACGCACACGUCUCGCUCUCCAUAUGGCUCGUUGGCUCCGCUGUCAUUGCUGCUUCAUGCCUGUCUCAAACACCUUGUCAAUGCACUGUUGUCGCAAGUAGACCUUCGGCGCCUACGGUACCGUCACCGACUGCAUCGUCAUGAAGGACCGUGAGACCGGUCGAUCCCGAGGUUUCGGUUUCGUCACCUACGGUACCCCCCAGGAGGCUGAGGCUGCUAUUGCUGCCAUGAACGAGCAGGAGCUCGACGGCCGACGUGUCCGAGUCAACCUCGCCAACUCUCGAGGUGCCGGUGGUGGUGGUGGUGGCUACGGUGGUGGCUACAACUCUGGCUACGGUGGCGGUUACGGUGGUGGCCAGGGCGGCUACGGCGGCCAGGGUGGCUACGGUGGUGGCCAAGGCGGCUACGGUGGUGCCCAGCAGGGUGGUUACCAGUCCGGCGGCUACGGUGGCCAGGGCGGCUACGGUGGCGGUCAGGGCGGUUACGGUGGCCAGCAGGGUGGCUACCAGUCCGGCGGCUACGGUGGUGAGCAGCAAGGCGGCUACGGCGGUCAGGACCAGGGUGCUUCCUACGGUGGCGGCUACGGCGGUGCCCAGGGCGGUUACGGUGGCGGCUACUAAGCGGUCCCAUCCCCUUCCCCCCUUUCGCUUUCUUCUUUCUCUGUAAACAAAUCUCCAAAAGUUUAAAUCAAAAGUCCUCGAAAAGCCCAAAUGAAUUAGUUCUUUUCUGCUCGUAGUUUUCAUUUGAUCAAAGUUAAAAUCAAGAGUUUCCCAUUUGUACCAAUCAGUCUGUGUAGUUUCUGCGACUUUCCUCUUCUCUCCUUCCGUUCUAGUUCGUGCGUGGUUUCGAGUACUGGAACGCUAGGGUCGGUUUGCGAUGUAUCAUGGGUGAC